Molecule: messenger RNA, 5067 nt
Organism: Formica exsecta
Lineage: Eukaryota; Metazoa; Arthropoda; Insecta; Hymenoptera; Formicidae
Product: fatty acid synthase-like
Exons: 16
Coding region: 1-5067 (1688 amino acids)
Biological process (GO): fatty acid biosynthetic process
Molecular function (GO): oxidoreductase activity; phosphopantetheine binding; 3-oxoacyl-[acyl-carrier-protein] synthase activity
Source: RefSeq, a predicted model, not a curated record
AUGGAUUGUAAGAAAACUAUGCUCUUCGACAUUGAACCUGGAGAUGAAAUCGUUAUUUCUGGUAUCGCCGGUAGAUUUCCUGAAUCUGAUAACAUAAAGCAUCUUCAGGAGAAUCUGUUUAACAAGGUAGACCUUGGAUCGAAUGAUACCCGACGAUGGAAUCACGUUCACCCAGAAGUACCACAACGCACAGGAAAAAUCAAUAACAUGGAGAAAUUCGAUGCAGAAUAUUUUGAUAUUUCCUUCGAUGAAGUUGCUAUGAUGGAUCCUAUGGGUAGGAUGUUAUUAGAACAUACCUAUGAAGCUAUUAUCGAUGCAGGAGUAAAUCCGAAAGAUAUACGUGGGACAAAAACUGGAGUUUUUAUCGGGGCAUGUUUUUCUGAAUCGGAAGAAAACUGGAUUUACGAAAAACAUCAGAUAUCUGGUCCUGUAAUUGUUGGAUGUAGCAAGACUAUGCUGGCAAAUCGAAUUUCUCAAUGGUUGGAUAUAACAGGACCGUCUUACACAAUCGAUAGCGCUUGCAGUUCAAGUCUUUUUGCUAUGGAACGUGCUUUUAGAAGUAUGCAAUCGGGGGAGUGUGAUGCCGCUAUUGUCGGUGGUGCAAAUCUCUGUUUGAAUCCUCUUAUAUCCUUGCAAUUCACGCGACUAGGAGUUUUAUCGCCUGAUGGAAUUUGUAGAUCUUUCGAUGAAAACGCAAACGGUUAUAUGCGUAGCGAAGCAAUCGGUAUAGUAUACCUGCAAAAGGCAAAAAAAGCUAAGAGGAUUUAUGCAACCGUUGUGUAUACCAAGAUAAAUUGUGAUGGAUAUAAAGAACAAGGCAUUACUUUCCCGUCUAGCAAAAUGCAAGGAGCUUUGCUUCAAGAAUUUUACGAUGAAUGUGGUAUAUCAUCGUCUUGUGUAGAUUAUAUGGAAGCUCAUGGUACCGCUACCAGAGUUGGCGAUCCUGAAGAAAUUAACGCUCUCGAAAAAGUUAUCUGCAAGGAUAGGAAGACUCCUUUGUUAAUUGGUUCUGUCAAGUCAAACUUGGGUCACUCUGAGGCUUCUGCAGGUUUAUGUCAAAUUGCUAAGGUUAUAAUUGCGAUGCAAACCGGUAUAAUUCCACCGAAUGCAAACUUUAAACAAGUACGGAAAAGUGUGAAAGCUCUUGAGGAUGGAAGUAUACGUGUAGUGAAUACUCCAACACCAUGGAAUCCCGGUUUAGUGGGUAUUAAUUCGUUUGGCUUUGGCGGGGCCAAUUGUCAUAUUUUGCUGCAAUCUAAUUUGAAGCAAAAAGUUAAUGGAGGAGCGCCAAAUGACGAUUUACCAAGACUCAUUGUUGUAUCCGGUCAUACUGAACACGCAGUCGAAUCAUUAUUAAAUGAGAUCGAGAAUCAGCCGAUAGACGUCGAAUAUAUCCGGCUGUUGCAUGAUCUUCACGCUGACGAUAUACAAGGUCAUCCUUAUAGAGGGUACGCAAUUAUCGAAUCUAAAGCAUCGAUAAAAAUGAUGAAAGAAAUACAACAUUAUUCAGGUAAAAAAAAGCCGAUUUGUUUCGUGUUUUCCGGAAUAGGAUCGCAAUGGCCUGGCAUGGGUCAAGCGUUACUGCGAUUCCCGACAUUUUAUAAAACUGUAAAAAAGUGCGACACUAUUUUAAGGACACGUGGAAUGCGCAUCAUUGAUGUAUUAACAAGUAAACACGAAGCAAUCUUUAACAGUAUAUUGAACUCGUUAGUUGGUAUUACUGUAAUGCAGAUCGGAUUAAUCGAUCUUUUAAAAUCCGUAAAUAUCGUGCCAGAUCAUGUUGUCGGUCAUUCGAUCGGCGAACUCUGUUGCGGAUACGUGACUGGUAAUUUUACAAUGGAACAAGUGCUUCUCUCCUCGUAUUAUAUAGGAUUGGCGUUGAGUGAAACAAAAAUAGUUCAUGGCGCCAUGGCGAACAUUGAUCUUAGUUAUGAAAAUGCUAAGAACAUAUGUCCAUGGAAAUUGGAAAAUUUGAUUUUAUGCGUUAUGUUGGACAACUUAUUCUCGGCUACAAAAGAGCAAAGAAUGGUAUUGAAUAAGUUCCUAGUCAAUGGCCUUAUUAGCGGAGCCAUUAAGCCAAUCAGCAGAAAAGUUUUCCAAAGAGACGAAAUUGAGUCUGCAUUUAGAUACAUGGCAGCUGGAAAGCAUAUAGGAAAAAUAAUCAUAAAAAUAUAUAAAGCUGGCGAAUCUAUAAGCGCACCUAUUCCGGCACUUCCACGUUAUUAUUGUAUGAUCAACAAGACAUAUGUCAUUUUCGGUGGCUUAGGUGGUUUCGGUUUAGAAUUAGCCGAUUGGUUGAUUAUUCGAGGCGCCGAGAAUCUUGUGCUUGUCUCGCGCACAGGAAUAAAGAACGGAUAUCAGCAAAUGAAGAUUGACUUGUGGAAAUCUUAUGGAGUGAGGAUAUUGAUCUUAUCGAACCUUGAUGCGUCAAACGUCAAUGAUUGCGAACGUAUAUUGAAAACAGCGGAAAAGCUAGCGCCAGUAGAUGCUAUAUUUAAUCUUGCUGUGCUGUUAAACGAUAAGAUUUGCCAAAAUCAUACCGUAGAGACAUUCCAAGUGCCAUUUAAAGCAAAAGCUUGGGCGACGAAGAAUUUAGAUCAGGCAAUGCCGGACAGAGCAAUUACGGCAUGGCAAACUCUGUUAUGGAAAGAAUUUGUGAGAGAAGAGUGCAAGAAGGUUUACACGGAUAUCGGAAAUUCGCGCGACACCAGUUUCGAGCAAAUGAUAUUUCGACAGACCGAGGGUCGCGGUGUAGAUCUCGUAUUGAACUCAUUCGCUGAAGAUAAACUUCAGGCUUCUAUUCGUUGUCUUGCGAGAGGAGGGCGUUUCUUGGAAAUUGGAAAAUUUGAUUUUAUGGCUAAUAAUAUAUUGGACUUGUCAGUUUUUUCAAAAGGUAUUACAUUUUACAGCGUUAUGUUGGACAACUUAUUCUCGGCUACAAAAGAGCAAAGAAUGGUAUUGAAUAAGUUCCUAGUCAAUGGCCUUAUUAGCGGAGCCAUUAAGCCAAUCAGCAGAAAAGUUUUCCAAAGAGACGAAAUUGAGUCUGCAUUUAGAUACAUGGCAGCUGGAAAGCAUAUAGGAAAAAUAAUCAUAAAAAUAUAUAAAGCUGGCGAAUCUAUAAGCGCACCUAUUCCGGCACUUCCACGUUAUUAUUGUAUGAUCAACAAGACAUAUGUCAUUUUCGGUGGCUUAGGUGGUUUUGGCUUAGAAUUAACCGAUUGGUUGAUCAUUCGAGGCGCCGAGAAUCUCGUGCUGAUUUCGCGCACAGGAAUAAAGAACGGAUAUCAGCAAAUGAAGAUCGAUUUAUGGAAGUCUUACGGAGUAAAAAUAUUGAUCUUAUCGAACCUUGACGCGUCAAACGUCAAUGAUUGCGAACAUAUAUUAAAAACAGCGGAAAAGCUGGCGCCUGUAGAUGCUGUAUUUAAUCUUGCUGUGGUGUUGAACGAUAAGAUCUGCCAGAAUCAUACUGUAGAAACAUUUCAAGAGCCAUUUAAAGCAAAAACUUUGGCGACGAAGAACUUGGAUCGAUUGUCUAGAAAGAUAUGUCUCCAGCUUCGACAUUUUGUUGUGUUCUCUUCAGUUUCCUGCGGUAGAGGCAAUGCCGGACAGAGCAAUUACGGCAUGGCAAACUCUGUUAUGGAAAGAAUUUGUGAGAGAAGAGUGCAAGAAGGUUUACACGGACUGGCGGUUCAGUGGGGCGCAGUAGGCGAUGUCGGCCUCGUGGCCGACAUGCAAGACGACGAUAGGGAAAUGGUUAUUGGCGGAACUUUGCAACAAAAAAUAAGCUCCUGCAUCGAGAAACUCGAAGAAUUUUUGUUACAAGAACAUCCCGUAGUGGGAAGUAUGGUUGUAGCUGAGAAGCGUUCGGACGCUUUUGGCGCAAACAAUAUUGUUGAAACCGUGGCCAAUAUUAUGGGUUUGAAGGAUUUGAAUAAUGUGGCUCGUUACACACCAUUGCCCGAGCUCGGCAUGGACUCGAUGAUGGCUGUGGAAAUUAAACAGACUUUGGAACGAGAGUUUGAUGUUUUCCUUACAGCGCAAGAUAUUCGUUAUCUUAAUUUUGCGAAACUUAUAGAGAUGUUUGACAAAGACACUUUGAAUGAUAAAAAUGUCCAAGAUGUGAACGAAUUGACUGGCAUUAAACUGCUCGUUCGUUUGAUAGGUAACGAUCAUCUGAUACCCGACGUUUGUUUGGAUAUGCCAACAAAAAGGAACAUGACGAGAAACGAAAUAUUUCUAUUGCCAGGAGUCGAAGGUUGUGGAAAUAUAUUUGAUUCGUUGGUACAACAAAUCGAAGCUCCAGCAACAUGCUUACAACAUGGAGUAUAUCAUAUCGGCACGGGCUGUACUUCAAUAAAUGAGAUCGCAGAUCAUCUUUUAAAACAUAUUUUGAGUAAAAAGAAAUUGAAUCGAGAUUUUACAAUAGUGGGUUAUUCAAUGGGAUCAUUGAUCGCCAUUGAAUUAGUGCGAAAGUUAGAAGGCAUGAAUCUUCAAGGCCGAUUAGUGCUUAUCGAUGGCGCACCUGAACAGAUGAAAGCAAUAGCAAAUCAUCAUUUAUCUUUUAACACGAUUACUGAACUCGAGAAUAAUAUUUUUUUGGGUAUAAUGGAUACUAUACAACCAGCACUUAGUGGAAAGCUUCUUUUGGAGUUAAAUAAAUGCACCAACUGGAAUAAAAAAUUAGAUGUUUUUAUAACUCAUGUUCCUUCAACUUAUACAAAAUUGUCGGUUGACAAUAACAAAUCUUUAUGUACAACAAUUUACGAGCGGUUAAUCGCUGUUCAUGAAUAUGAUGUUACACAAUUACCGAAAAUUGAAACACCGAUAAUUCUUUUAAAGCCUAUGAUACAAUCAUUGUCUUUUCCUCAGGAAGAUUACGGUUUACAUAAGAUUACUAAAGGAAAUGUGGAAGUAUGUUAUAUCGAAGGUAAUCAUGUUACAAUGAUGGACAGCGAUAAAGUUGUCGCUGCGAUCAAUGGAGAACAUAUCGAAAGUGUCAGAAAAUUAAAGCUAGAUUUAACAGAUGAUAACACAACAUCUGUUAAAGAUAUUUAUACCAGAUCAUAG